AUGAGAAUGGAGUCGUGCCCCAACACCCAAAAGAGGCAGCGCCCCAAGUGCCUCGCCCAUCGUGCACUAAGUGCGUUCGUGCAUCUUGCCUAUCAAGGGCAUCCAUGUCCAUGUCGGCACUACACCUGCCAAAGGCGCCCCGCACCUCGCCUACUAAGGCUGCUCAAGCCUGUGCUCACUUCGGCACCUCACCUACCAAAGGCACCUAGUGCCCCGCACCUUGCCUACCAAGGUGCCCUGUGUUCACCUCAGCACCUCACCUCCCAAGGGCACCCUUUUUGUGCCUCGCCUCCUAAAGGUGUCCAUGCCCAUGUUCAUGUCAGUGCCACGCCUGCCAAGGGCGCCCUGCACCUCGCCUGCCAAGGGCACCUGGGCUCGUGCUCACCUCAGUGCCUCAACUGCCAAGGGCGCCCAACGUUUGGCUCCUUGCCUGCCAAUGGCACCCUUGCCUACCUCAAUGCCUUGCCUAAUAAGGGCGCCUAUUCUGUGCUCCUCGCACCUUGCCUAAUAAGGGUGCUUGCACACCUUGUUAGCCAAGGGUAUCCGCGCCUAUGCUCACCUUGGUGCCUCGCCUGCCUUACCCGCCUCAGAGCCUACCACCUCACCUGCCUUGGUGCCUACUUCCCUAGUCUAGGUGCGUUUCCAGCUUUGGCUCCGCCCAUUGCAUCGCGCUCAUCUAGAAGCACCCCAAGUGCACAAUCACCCUUAUUGAGGCUCUCCUCCUCGCAUCUGGUGCCCUCACCUCCCGUGUCGGAUGCCAUGCUUCGUUAG
Molecule: messenger RNA, 771 nt
Organism: Ilex paraguariensis (yerba mate)
Lineage: Eukaryota; Viridiplantae; Streptophyta; Magnoliopsida; Aquifoliales; Aquifoliaceae
Source: the annotation of a GenBank genome assembly